AACAGAGCCCGGAAGAAAGGAAAGGGGUGGAGGCUUAUCACAGUCGGGUGCUAGUGGUGGUCGUGUACCAGGGAGCACGUUCACUAGGCUACUGCGAUGGUUUGUAUUGCAUAGGAAGUUUAAGGACUGCAAAAUUGAAAGCCUGGACAAUCGAGCCUUCUUGUAGGCUGCUUUGUCUCUCUAAGUCUUUUUACAUGUCAGGAUAUUUUUAAACGAUUGUUUGAAGGGGGAAAAAUCCGCUGCUUUUACGUCUCCGUUAUAGUUUGCUUAUCCAAUGCUUUUACAUCCGUUUAUGAAUAGUACACUCGAAGCUAUGCACCCAACGGGAAUCCAGAAAGACACUACGUUCACGAAGAUUUUCGUAGGGGGUUUACCCUACCACACGAACGACGCGUCUUUGAGAAAAUACUUCGAAGCGUAUGGAGAGAUAGACGAGGCUGUGGUCAUAACGGACAGACAGACGGGCAAAUCCAGAGGUUAUGGCUUUGUGACGAUGACUGACAGGUUAGCAGCAGAACGAGCCUGUAAAGACCCAAAUCCCAUCAUUGAUGGUCGGAAGGCCAAUGUCAACCUGGCUUAUCUUGGAGCUAAGCCACGCAGUCUUCAGACAGGCCUAUCCAUUGGUGUGCAGCCAAUUCAUCCAGCACUUAUCCAAAGGCAAUAUGGGUGCAGCAUCUUGAGACCCCCACCUCACCACACCUUCUACAACUCCCUACAUUCUGAGAGGCUGGCACCGCAGUAUGUAUACCCACAAGCCUUUGUACACCCCAGCCUCGUGCUCCCUUCUCAAGUGGCCUCCUCACUCACUUCACCGUAUAUGGACUACACUGCUGCCUAUGCCCAGUACACCUCGGCAUUUGAGCACUAUCCUUAUGCCUCUUCUCCAGGUUUUGUGGGUUAUGGCUACACCAACAGCCACAUCACUGGCCCAGCCUCCAGUACCACUUCGCUCCACCAGACCCUCACCAAUGCACCCACUGCCACCACCCCUGCCUUCAUCCAGUAUCCACCACAGCAGCAUCUGCAACCUGAGCGCAUGCAGUGAGGGCCAGGCAAACCAAGUGAGCUCUGAAGGAGGGGGGGAACCCAUAAGGAUAAAAACUAUUGCACUGUCACCAGAAUUCGCUUCCGGCAGCUGAGUCCAGAGACAGUGAAACUGUGCAGUGGCUUUAAGAGCUUCCAGAAGCACUGAUGCCUUUUUUUUUUUUUUAAUUUCCUUCAACAUUAUUACUGUCAUUGCUAUUCAUAUAAGCUUAAUUGUAUUAAUGUUUCUUUUUGUGCUCACAUAUUAAGAUCAAUCACAGUAAGGUGCCUCAUUGUAUAGAGUGGAGAAAAUGAAGAUGAGGGAAGACUGUACAGUCAUACACUGAACAUGAAGAGGCUUUAGAAGGUUUAAUGGGAUAUUGCUGCUUAAGGAUGCCAGGAAAAGCAUUUGAGAGGAUGGAAAGUCAAAAUUUAAGGGUAUAGAUAGGGCAGGACACAGGCGUGGGAAAUGGAGAUACAACAGAACAUGUGUACCUGCACAGUGACAUCUAAUUGUUGGUACUAAAUCAAGAACAACAUGGAGAACUUCAAGCUACUGCUUAGAAACUCAAACCCCAAGGACUACUACUUUUUUUUUUUUUUUUUUUUUUAAAUGAAGAGGCCUUAAAACUAGAAUCUUACUUUAGAUACAAGACCAUUUUAGCGUUUGUAUAUAGGGUGAACUGUGAAUAAGCCAUCACCUGUUUCCAAACAAAAUAAACCCCAGUCUACAGACCUCAGACUUGUUUAAGUCCAAAGACUUCUAAUAUGGUAUUUUAGAGUAAGGAUGCUAAUUAAGGGUUUUGAUCAGGUUUCUGUCCAUGGUGAUAAAUGUGAUUUUAUGCCAUAAUGCAAAACUGAUUUGGAAACGGGUGUCAGUUCAGGAGAAGCAUUGAAUGUGCCCCUUGUUUGUUUGGAUUCUGGAUGAAUGGAGAAUCAUAUGAUGCAAUAUGCAUUGGAUUUUAAAAUGUAUGGUAGCAGACACUGAUACCUACAGUGCAUCAGUUUAGUAUAACUGUUAAAACUAAUUGUAAAACUUUUUUUUUUGAAUACCCUCUCUGACAGAGGUGUUCAUGUACAGCAUUCACAGUUUAAAAGCAUUUUGCAGUAUUUAUGUUGAUAUUUAAGUGAUCUGUGGUACUAUAAUUUUUUUAAAUGUAUAAAUUGAUCUUUCAGUACACCAGAUAUGCAAAACGUACAAUGUUUCAGGCUUCUGGUUGCCAAAUAUGUACGUAGUUGAUUUAGCGUUCAUGUACUAAUAGUCCAUAUGUGCACCUAAAAAAAAAAAUUUAAGUUGAUUUGAGCCUCAAGCUUGCACCUGGCACAUAAUUGCUCUACGAAGCAUUUGUCACAUUUCACUAUCUGUGAAGAAGCCAUACCAAGAAAAGUCGGGGAGGGGGAAGGAAAAAAAAUAAAGACUUUAUAAAAAAAUA
Molecule: messenger RNA, 2456 nt
Organism: Neoarius graeffei (lesser salmon catfish)
Lineage: Eukaryota; Metazoa; Chordata; Actinopteri; Siluriformes; Ariidae
Gene: rbm38
Product: RNA binding motif protein 38
Exons: 5
Coding region: 275-1045 (256 amino acids)
Cellular component (GO): cytosol
Molecular function (GO): RNA binding
Source: RefSeq, a predicted model, not a curated record